Molecule: messenger RNA, 1351 nt
Organism: Fusarium redolens
Lineage: Eukaryota; Fungi; Ascomycota; Sordariomycetes; Hypocreales; Nectriaceae
Exons: 2
Coding region: 37-1260 (407 amino acids)
Source: RefSeq, a predicted model, not a curated record
CUUCACCACCGCUCACCUACACCCUCUCCCCUCAACAUGAGUGAACAAUUUGAUAUAAAUCAGGUGAUCCGAUGCCAAGCAAUAAUCUCGACAGGGUUUAGAGCAGCCAACUGGCAUCACCUUGAAUCGAUUGCCUCAAACCUCCGCGAUGGAAUUCCCUGCAAGUUCCAACAAGGCUUUACCUUUGGCUACUCUGACAUCGUUCGCCGCCUUGAUUUCACCGAUGGCACCAGUUGGAUUGCCAAGGUGAGGCUUUCAAAGUUGAAGGAUCUCUUCGGCGACCGCGAAGGGCCCGAUGUGGCCAGUACGCUCAAGGUGGAAGUUGCUAGUAUGAAGUUCUUGAAGGCCAAAACUUCUGUUCCCGUCCCAGUAGUCCAUUCCUACAGCGUUGCCGUUGACCCCAGCAACCGUGUUGGCGCCCCGUAUAUUCUGAUGGAUUAUAUCGACGGAGUGACUGCCAAAAGUUUGCGCCUCACAAAUGAAUGCGAAGGUGAUCUGUUCGGCACGCCAGACCAGGACCAGAAUUUCAGGAAGCGAAUGGCCGAGAUUCAGGCAACCAUAUCUUCCUUCACGUUCGAUCAGAUUGGGAGCCUUUAUCAAGAUGAACAAACAUCCGAGUUCUUCAUCGGCCCAGAUCCAACGACCGGCAAAGGGCCUUGGAAGUCCUCAAUGGAGUAUUAUAACGACCUCUCAAAUCACGCUCUUCAUGUCUGUGUACGUGACGCAUCUCCUGAUGUCAAGACAAGCUCUUCAUUUGCGAAUCCAAUUCUGUUCAGACAUCUUAUGUCUCUGUACAGCGAAAGUAGUUCUAGCAAAGACUCCUACGGCCUUGUGAAUCGCAAGUUUGGAAGCCAUAAACUUCUUGUGGAUGGAGAAUUCCAGAUUGUCGGAGUCAUCGGCUUUGGCAGCGUUAUGGCGGCACCUGUUGAGGUUGUCGCUCAGUAUCCUGUCUCGACAGGGCUGGACCGAGAGCCCCCAGGAUGUGUUGAGGCCAGACCAGCUGAACUAGAACGCAUCAGGAGAACAGAGCCAAAACUCAAAGAAUACAAAGAAAUGUUGGAGGCUUCUGAAAAGGAAGUGGGAAGUGACGACAACGGGCGUACGCUUAUUGCGGACCUGUUGUUGUCAGAUGUUGCCAGCGUGUUCCAAGGCCUUUUGAAAUAUCAGGACCACCAAGCCUUUGCCAAUGAUCAGUGGAUGGAAGCGUACCUGAAGCUCAUCCGGGGGCAUUUCGAGGCCAAGGCCUUAACACCUAGAUAAAGGGACUAUUACAGAGCUUGCACUCUGGGAAAAGACUUGCCGUGGCUUUUUGGAGGUAGAAGAUAGUUCCCAGAACGGCUCAAUAAUAAGG